Molecule: messenger RNA, 563 nt
Organism: Alnus glutinosa
Lineage: Eukaryota; Viridiplantae; Streptophyta; Magnoliopsida; Fagales; Betulaceae
Product: EG45-like domain containing protein
Exons: 3
Coding region: 55-456 (133 amino acids)
Biological process (GO): systemic acquired resistance
Cellular component (GO): apoplast; cell wall
Source: RefSeq, a predicted model, not a curated record
AACUUUUAAGUGUUAAAACAUUAUUACAUUACAUAGUUUUUGUGGAAAAAAAAAAUGGGAAUGGUUAGUAAUGUUCGUGGUUUGAUGAUGGUGGUGAGCAUGGUCAUAUGUCUCACAUCAGUUGCAUAUGCGGCGGAGGGAACAGCUACUUUCUAUACGCCUCCUUAUGUUCCCUCUUCAUGCUACGGAUAUCAAAACGAUGGCGUGAUGAUCGCUGCAGCAAGUGAUGUGAUAUGGGGCAAUCGGGCAGCUUGUGGGAGAAGUUAUAGAGUCAAAUGCACCGGGGCUACAAACCUGGGCGUGCCACAACCUUGCAAGGGUACCAGCGUUGUGGUUAAAAUCGUCGAUUACUGUCCACCAGGAUGUCAGGGAACCAUUGAUCUCUCUCAAGAGGCUUUCUCCAUGAUAGUUAAUCCUGACGCCGGAAAAAUCAAAAUUGAAUAUAAUCAGGUUUGAAGUUCUAGAGUAUGGUCUCAUGAUCGUAACUACGAGUUAUUAUAAUAUAUAUAUAGGAAUAAGCAGCAAUGAGAUACAGGAGGCUCAUUGCAUGUGAAUGGUAGCUC